Molecule: messenger RNA, 927 nt
Organism: Miscanthus lutarioriparius
Lineage: Eukaryota; Viridiplantae; Streptophyta; Magnoliopsida; Poales; Poaceae
Source: the annotation of a GenBank genome assembly
AUGGGCGGCGAUAAGAAAGGCGUUUCCGGUGCCGGUUGCUUGAAGCCGCUCAACCGCGUCUCCCCUGCCUACGUGCCCGGCGCCGGCACCGGCGCCGUGUACUUCCUCGUCGGCUCCGCGCUCGGCGUCAUGGCGGUGCUCUACGCAUCCGGGCUGGCGGAGUUCGGCGGCGCGUGGGCCUCCGGGGCGCGGUGGGCUGAGGUCGGCGGCGGAGAGUGGGCCUCCGCGGCGCGGCGGGCUGCUCAACUGGCCGGAUCGGUCGGCGCCCACCACCGCCUGCUCGUCGCAAUCUCGCUCCUUUUCCUGGCCGUCAGUGUCUGGCGCCUCGCCAAGCGCUGCGCCGCCGUGGAGGGGCGCGUCGGCAGCACGGACUCCGCGGUGCGUGCGAUGCAGGUGGGGGGAGUCGUGUGCGCCUUGUGCGAGUCCAAGAUUCGGGCCCUGAAGAGAGGCCGCCGUGGCGUGGAGCGCACCCGCUCGGACGACUCGAGCGCUUGUCCUGACAAGCCGGUCUCGAGGUCGCUGGCUGCUGAAUUCGAGCAGGAGGCUGCCAGGGAGGAAGACGACAAUGAUGGAGAGACCAGCGAUUCAGAAGAAGGCAAUGUGCAGUAUCUGAGGAGGAGGCUCAAGGAGGAGAGGCUGCUGAAGGAGGUUGCCCUCGAGGAGCUGGAGAAGGAGAGGCAUGCUGCAGCGUCUGCAGCUGACGAGGCCAUGGCCAAGAUUGCGUGCCUGCGUAGCGAGAAGGCGCUGGUGGAGAGGGAGGCGCGGCAAUUCUCGGAAAUGAUGAAGCAGAAUCAGAUGUAUGACCGGCAGGUGAUUGAAUCACUUCAGUGGGUGAUCAUGAAGUCUGGAAUGCAAGGCUGGGAGCCCGAGGCCAUAUCUGAUCGAGCCGUGUCGGAAACAAGCGAGGAUGACAGAGAUAAGAAGUAG